Messenger RNA from Gilbertella persicaria, 1377 nucleotides. Its product is annotated as RAVE subunit 2/Rogdi. The coding region runs from base 338 to 964 and encodes 208 amino acids. The transcript has 9 exons. The record is from RefSeq and is a predicted model, not a curated record. NCBI's taxonomy places the organism in Eukaryota, Fungi, Mucoromycota, Mucoromycetes, Mucorales, Choanephoraceae. Gene Ontology annotation, cellular component: RAVE complex.
UUUGUUUACUCGACUAACUCUAAGACUGUAUCAUAUUCAUUUCAAUACACUGAUGGUAUGUAGGUCAGUCAAGUUGCUUUUGUAAUGCACGCAAAAGAUUUCCACCAAUAAAAAGGUAGCAAUUGAUUAGAACGUAUUUUCAUUGUUUUACAUUAAAAUUACACAAAAAGCAAAUAUCAUGAUCCAAGUUAGUUAGCAAGCACUCUUUCUAUGUCCUUCUCGACAGUAUGUGACGUAACAUAGCUUGUUUGUUUUUUUUUCAGAAUGUAUCAUUUCAUGGCAAGAAAUACGUGACUUUUUUGUGAUUUCUCUUUUUCUUUCCUAUCUCGACUCAACCAUGCAUAAAACAGAAGAAAAAGAAACAGCUGUCAAGCAAAGAGAGUGGUUACUUCAGGACAUCAUUCCACUCAUGUUGGAGAAACUAAAGAUUCGCCUGCAAGAAAGCAAAAGCAUUCUAAAGAGUUCGACUAAAUCUGAUUCUUUGCCCUUAGUUCAGAAUGAGGCUAUGAAAGGGUUUAUCACAGUCACUGGGUCUUUUAUAACAAAAGCUGAUCUAUCAAUUAAAAUGGCUAAUUAUCAUCAAGAAUCACCUAUCAAAGCGUCUAUCACAGACUCAGUGCCUUAUUUUUUAGAACAGGCACAACAAGCAACAAACUAUCUCUCCCUCGCUAUCAGUAGAAUACAUGACUAUAAAGCCCCUUCUUUCAAGCAAACAACUAUUGAGCUUUUAGAAGAUAUGUAUCAAUUUAUAGACCGUGCACUUCACGCAUUUGAUUAUCCUAAUGAAGCCUCCUUGUUUCCAUAUAAAGUUUGCCAUCCAAAAUUUUUUAGUCCACCUUUAAAACAAGAAUUAGUGAUUGAAUUCUGUAUACAAGAUGUAUUUAUCGUAUGUAAUGUGUAUGCACUUGACUACCAUUUCCUAAAGCAUGGAACAAAAGCAGGAUCAGAUCACCCGCAUGUGUAAGUUGAUAUUGUGUGUGUGUAUGUACCACUCAUGUAUGCCAUUAGUACCUAUAAAGACAAACCAGUCAUGGUAAUUGAAGAACUCAAGACACAGACUCAGUCACCCACAUUGACUGAACUAAAAAGCUCACUCAGACUUAUGCUGGAAUGGUGCCUCACAUAUAAACAAAUGCUUCUCCAAAUUGAAGCUUAAAAAAAAAGAAAAAUUAAGGAGAAUACGAUGACACCUCUUUUUUAUACUAUUUGUUUGUUUUGUUUGAUGCAACUGACGAUAUCAAGAAAGAUGAAUUCCAAAUUAGUUCACAUUAAGCUUGUUUAAAGUUAUGUAGCAUUUAGUGAUUUAUUUCUUUCUGUCUCUCUCUCUCUCUCUCUCUUUUUCCUUCUCUUUUUUUCUAUCAUUAUGUCUCAUUUGCU